Nematocida ausubeli is the source of this 339-nucleotide messenger RNA. RefSeq lists its product as uncharacterized. Bases 1 to 339 code for a protein of 112 amino acids. The transcript has a single exon. The record is from RefSeq and is a predicted model, not a curated record. NCBI's taxonomy places the organism in Eukaryota, Fungi, Microsporidia.
AUGAAGUUCAAAAGAAAGAAGCAAAUGGAAGAAGACAUUCCCCAGGGAUAUGACUUGGCUACAAAAAACACAGAACUAAAGGAAGAGAUAAAAGGCCUAAAAGAGAAGCAAAACACCCUUCUUAGAGAGUCCUUAAAGCACCAGUACUUACGGUACAGAAUGCAGUCAGACUCAGAAAGAAUCCUGGAGGAACAAAAAGUACUUCUCCUACAGAUUUUACAGAAGAUAGAGCAGGGCCUGGCUGCCCUAAAGGAAGAAGAUGCAAAGCCUGCAAAUAAAAAGGCAAGGCAGCCUCUGAAGGAAAAUCCAAAACAAAAGAAUACACUGUAUACAGAAUAA